CGCCUGACGGCAGCUGCAAAGCAGUUUUUCAGCAGCCGCAAGUGAGGGUCCGGCGCUGCCUCCCCGAGCCGCCGUGCGACCCCGCGGCCCCGCGACCGGAGCCAAUGCUCGAUCUGGAGGUGGUGCCCGAGCGCUCUCUGGGGAACGAGCAAUGGGAGUUCACCUUAGGAAUGCCUUUGGCUCAGGCUGUAGCAAUUCUUCAGAAGCACUGUCGCAUCAUCAAAAACGUCCAGGUUCUCUACAGUGAGCAGUCCCCUCUUAGCCAUGACCUCAUCCUUAACCUGACUCAGGAUGGAAUCAAACUGCUGUUUGAUGCUUUCAAUCAGAGACUUAAGGUGAUUGAAGUUUAUGACUUGACUAAGGUGAAGUUAAAAUAUUGUGGUGUCCAUUUUAACUCUCAGGCAAUUGCUCCAACCAUAGAACAAAUUGAUCAGUCAUUUGGAGCAACACAUCCAGGAGUGUAUAACUCAGCUGAGCAGCUCUUUCACCUCAAUUUCAGAGGACUGUCGUUUUCUUUUCAGUUAGACUCCUGGACUGAAACUCCGAAGUACGAGCCUAACUUUGCCCAUGGUCUGGCCUCUCUGCAAAUCCCACAUGGUGCGACUGUGAAGCGCAUGUACAUCUACAGCGGGAACAGUCUGCAGGACACCAAGGCUCCCCUGAUGCCUCUCAGCUGUUUCCUUGGCAAUGUGUAUGCUGAGAACGUGGAUGUUCUGCGAGAUGGAACUGGACCCUCAGGUUUACGGCUUCGCCUCCUCACUGCAGGCUGUGGCCCAGGUGUUUUAGCCGACGCCAAGAUGCGGGUAUUCGAGCGCUGCGUGUACUUCGGCGACUCGUGCCAGGACGUGCUCAGCACCUUGGGCUCGCCACACAAAGUCUUCUACAAGUCCGAGGACAAGAUGAAGAUCCAUUCGCCCUCGCCCCAUAAGCAGGUCCCAUCGAAGUGCAAUGACUACUUCUUCAAUUAUUUCACACUUGGAGUGGAUAUUCUCUUUGAUGCAAACACUCACAAGGUGAAGAAAUUUGUCCUGCAUACAAAUUAUCCUGGUCAUUACAACUUUAACAUUUACCAUCGCUGUGAAUUCAAGAUUCCCCUCGUCAUUAAGCGAGAUAGUGCUGACUCACAGACAGAAACAUGUACAACAUACAGCAAGUGGGACAGUAUUCAGGAUCUACUGGGGCACCCUGUAGAGAAGCCAGUGGUACUUCACAGGUCAUCAUCUCCGAACAACACUAACCCGUUCGGGUCAACGUUUUGCUUUGGACUGCAACGAAUGAUCUUUGAGGUGAUGCAGAAUAAUCACAUAGCCUCUGUCACCCUGUACGGCCCCACACGGCCCAGCAGCCAGCUGAGGACGUCGGACCUUCCCCACCUUCCCACCCAGGAGCGGUGUGGAGAGGGAAUUCUCUCAACCCUUCAUCAUGGGGCAUGGAACUGUUGAUGGAGGAAAGCAGCUUAGGUGCCUGUGCCGUCGUUUAUUCCUCUCCGUUGCCCUCAUCCUAUGCAGCACAGACCUGAAGAGACUGUCCCUCCUUCUCAGCUGGCAGAAGGGGGAAAUGGAAGAGGGGCACAUAAUGACUGCAAGAGUUAGAAGCACAAACUUUCUGAGCCUUGGAGCAUCUGGAAGCAGAGAUCAUAUUUGAAGUACCUGACUAGUGUUCCUCCUUUAUAGCCAAUUCAGUGUGUUCUCCAAAGAAACAGUAACGAACAACUUGCACUCUGUUUCCUGGUAGAUAUGUUAAAGUGUUUUGUAAGUGUUGGCCCUGAGGUGUGGAAGGCUCCACAAAAGCUGCAAGAGGAGAUAAAUCCUUGAUGGGAAUAUUUGACUAAUGGCUAUGCAGAUGCUGCCAGGAUCCUUCUCUCAAGCAUAUUCAGUUGAAAUUCUUCAGAAGAGUGAGGUCAGGCCUGCUGCUGUAGUGUGCACCCUGAGCCUUAGGGCAGGACAGCACCAAAGAUGUGUAACAACUGCUGGGACUCCCAUCUUCACUUGUAAUGCUCUGGUGUGUCCAAGUGACUAAAACAGUGCAGGUAAUUAGCAGUGCUCUCCUGACAACCCAGAUUCUGCUCUAGGUCAGUCCCUUCAUACUGAAAAUUUCUCUGCACAGA
Chiroxiphia lanceolata (lance-tailed manakin) is the source of this 2107-nucleotide messenger RNA. RefSeq names its product chromosome 13 C16orf70 homolog (gene PHAF1). Gene Ontology annotation, cellular component: synaptic vesicle membrane; trans-Golgi network; dendrite. The record is from RefSeq and is a predicted model, not a curated record. Bases 105 to 1442 code for a protein of 445 amino acids. The transcript is spliced from 20 exons. NCBI's taxonomy places the organism in Eukaryota, Metazoa, Chordata, Aves, Passeriformes, Pipridae. Gene Ontology annotation, biological process: Golgi to plasma membrane protein transport.